Messenger RNA from Suillus clintonianus, 1093 nucleotides. RefSeq lists its product as uncharacterized. The record is from RefSeq and is a predicted model, not a curated record. NCBI's taxonomy places the organism in Eukaryota, Fungi, Basidiomycota, Agaricomycetes, Boletales, Suillaceae. The coding region runs from base 48 to 983 and encodes 311 amino acids. The transcript is spliced from 13 exons.
CUGAGGUUGGUUAUCCGUCCACCACUGAAUCACACCCAUCCUCGAAUAUGACCGUAGUCUCAAAUGAUCCCAGUUGGUGGUCUACAAUCAAAACAUUAAGAUUUUUUAGCUAUUUCGUAGUCGCCUCCUCUACCGCGAUGAUAUACGAUUGGGCACUGACAUUCGGACAAGAAGUUGAGCUGAUCUGGAGGCAACGCUGGUCCCUUAUGACUGUCCUGUAUAUCGGUGUGCGCUACAUUGGAAUGCCGUACGCCGUCAUCAGCUUACUAUUCACUCUUCCGUCGGUCCCGAAACCAGAUGCUGUGAGCAAUAUUAUGCACGCCAUAGAAGCUUGGAUAGGUGUGGUCGUAAAUGCCAUGCUAUGCGUAAUCAUGAUCGCUCGGUUACAUGCUAUGUAUAUGCGAUCGAGAAAGAUUCUUAUCUUUCUGGUUGUGGUUUUCAUAUCUCUCACGACCGCAAGCGUAACGAUUGCUGCGAUACAAACCAGCCACUCUUCAGGAGAGGAGUAUAUCCUCUCAGGUACAUAUGCGUGGAACGAGGAAGGAGGCAGUGUCCAUCUGGAGUCCGACACUUGGAUACUCGGCACGGUAUGGGAGGUUCUUGCACUGUGUCUCGCUGUCUGGAUUGCUGCAAAACACUUCCGUGAACUGCGACGACCUUCCAUGGGAUGGACCGUCGGGGACUGUUUCUCAGUGUUAAUAAAAUCUCAUGUGAUUUACUUUGCAAGCUUCGUUAUUUCUGCUUGUCUCAUCCUCGGUAAUCUCUCUCCUGCAAUCAUGGAUUCGGCUUCUGUGGGCGCAGAGGUUUAUGCUGGUAUUUGCCAAUUCGUCUCUCUCAUGCAGAUGUUUGUGCUGGGACCACGCCUCAUCCUCAGUGUCCGAGAAUAUCAUGCUGAGCUCGUAGCCGGCUCCGACGAAGGAACGGGCAUGACUACAAUGUCUUUCCAGGAACGCGUACAUGUGUCCACUAGCAGUGGUGUGUAGCAAUAUGUAGGAAACAUGAGACUUUUGUCGCUGCAUUGAUAUAAAGUGUUUCGAAUAAGAUUUGAGAGUGCUUUUAUAGGUCCAGGGAAACUGAUAUCAUAUUACAUUAC